Molecule: messenger RNA, 604 nt
Organism: Cucurbita moschata (crookneck pumpkin)
Lineage: Eukaryota; Viridiplantae; Streptophyta; Magnoliopsida; Cucurbitales; Cucurbitaceae
Product: mitochondrial import inner membrane translocase subunit TIM8
Exons: 2
Coding region: 139-372 (77 amino acids)
Source: RefSeq, a predicted model, not a curated record
AGCGCAUCAUUUGGGUCUUCCCUAAGCCCUGAAUCUGACGGGGGCGUUAGGGUUUUGCAGUCACUCACAGCUGGGGAGGUUCGCGGGCUUUAGCGACUCAAUAGUUUGGUGCUCAUCGACCUUUCUCCCUAACUUUCCAUGGAUUCCUCGUCUCUCAACUCCCCGGAGCUGAUGAAUUUUAUCAAUGAAGAGAAGCAAAGAGCAAUGGUUGCUGAGAUGGUGGCUAAGCUUACCAGUGUGUGUUGGGACAAGUGUAUCACUGGUACGCCAGGGAGUAAGUUCAGUUCUAGUGAAUCCAACUGUCUAUCAAACUGUGCCCAACGCUAUAUGGAUAUGAGCAUCAUCAUUAUGAAGCGAUUCCAAAACAGUUAAUGGAUCUCAACUCGGGAGGCUUGAGUGUAUUUUCUUGGUGGAUCUAUUGUUCAAAUCCAACCGAAAGGAAAAGGUUCCGAACUUCUUGAAAUAUUGUUCAUUUUUUGAAGUUGAAAUAUUUUACAUUUGAUGAGAGAGAAGUACUGGAUUGAAAUGGGUAGCCUGUUGUAGUUUUAUUAUUAAUUUUCAAUUAUAAAGAAUGAAAGUUCAUAUAAUUUUGGUUGCCUUAAAA